This is a messenger RNA of Sitodiplosis mosellana (orange wheat blossom midge), 2515 nucleotides long. RefSeq names its product sodium/potassium/calcium exchanger 3 (gene zyd). The transcript has 10 exons. Gene Ontology annotation, cellular component: membrane. Gene Ontology annotation, molecular function: calcium channel activity; calcium, potassium:sodium antiporter activity. Gene Ontology annotation, biological process: calcium ion transmembrane transport; intracellular calcium ion homeostasis. Lineage: Eukaryota; Metazoa; Arthropoda; Insecta; Diptera; Cecidomyiidae. The record is from RefSeq and is a predicted model, not a curated record. Bases 595 to 2169 code for a protein of 524 amino acids.
AACAAUAUUAUCCAGUGAACAAUACACAUGAUAAUUUAAAAAAAGAGGCACAUAGCGAUUGUCGGACCUUUUCGGAUACAAUUUCAUUUCAGGGGAAUGGAAACAAUUGAGAUUUUCUGCCAUUAAUUCAGUUUUACAUCUUUCUCCAUUCUCAAGCGUCACACAUCGCAUUUUUUAGAAUCGCAUUCGAAACAGUUCAGUUUUGUGGUUUCGUGUGUUCAACACUCAAUCGCCUUAUUUGCCACCGAGAGCGAGAGACAGGAUCAACCAAAAUUCAUCAUAUAUUACGAUCGCUUUGCGGACAGCUUGCCAGCUUGCAUUUUUUUUCGAGUGCGCUACUUUGCUCUGCAUGUAGUCAAACCAGACCGUUGUGUAAAAUAGUUCGUGGUUGAUGUUUCGGCGUCAACAGAUUUAGUGCGCAUACAAAUACAUAAGAAUUGAAUACACUGUGGACUGACUGGUGGUUUUUUAUUCUCUCGCGUUCUCAAUUUCCACCAUAAUCCGUGCGCGGUUUGUAAAUUGAUUCGUCUUUUACUGUAGCGAAAACGAUUCAACGAUUAAGAUCAGUCCAUAUUCGACAGCGACGUUAUAAACAUGGGUGACAAAUGGGCUUUGCUGGCGUUACAAAAUGGUUCUGUAAAUGGCAAUAAUUGUACUCCAGCUGCAAUAGAAGAUUUUCCGGGCGAUUUGUUUACCCGGCAACAACGGCAAGCGGGUGCUGUCGCUUUUCACAUUACCAUUAGUCUAUAUUUAUUUUUAGCUCUUGCCGUAGUAUGUGAUAAAUAUUUUGUACCGGCAGUGGAGAGAAUAAGUCAAGCACUAAACAUGUCUAGCGAUAUUUGUGGAGCUACUUUUAUGGCAGCUGCCACGUCUAGCCCCGAACUGUUUGUGAAUGUAAUCGGAACAUUCAUAACAGAAGGUGACAUUGGAAUCGGUACAAUCGUUGGCUCAGCCGUAUUCAAUAUUUUGGCUGUGGCAGCAUGCUGCGGUAUUGGAGCUGGAAUGGAUAUCCCAUUGGACUGGUGGCCACUGACAAGAGACUGUUUGGCUUAUGGAUUCACUGUAGCAGUUCUAAUUUGCAUCAUUCAUGAUGAACGCGUCGAAUGGUAUGAGGCACUGAUUCUGGUUAUAUUGUACAUCGUCUACAUCGGAAUUAUGUAUUUCGACAAAACCAUACAGAAGUGGGCCAGAGGUGGUUUGAGACAAGCACAAUCACGAUGUUCGCAAAGAGGCAGUUUGGCGUCGAAAUCAAGCCGUGAUGGAGAUCGUCCAUUGAGUGUGGAUCAUUUCAAUCAAAAUGGCAACAUCAAAAGUAUAAGUCACAUUGACGCCGAUGUAAAUGCUGAAAACGAAAAUGAUGAUAAUGUACAAAAGGCAAUACAAAGUGUAGCUGAAACGGUAAAUGAAAAGGCUUCGUUGGGCAAAUCUGAUAUUGAAUUGGUGGUUCGAGAAUCAAAGCCGAAUGAGAAAAAGGAUACGAUUGAUGUAAAAAAAAAAUCUAAUGAAGAUAGCAGAUUCUAUUUGUUUCGGUUUCCAAUGCAUAAACGCAUCUGGCAACAGUUUUUUUGGAUCAUAAUCUGGCCAAUGGAAGCUUUGUUCUUUUUCACUAUUCCAAAUUGUGAGCACAAACGGUUUAGAAAUUUGUUUCCAUUAACGUUUCUUAUGUGCAUCGUCUGGAUUGGAUCACUUUCGUAUUUGGUUGCAUGGAUGAUCACAAUAGUCGGUGACACAUUGAAUAUUCCUGAUUCGGUAAUGGGCAUCACAUUCCUAGCAGCUGGGACUUCCGUGCCAGAGGCCGUCUCAAGUGUGAUUGUUGCUAAACAAGGUCAUGGAUCGAUGGGAAUCAGUAAUUCGAUUGGUUCGAAUACAUUUGAUAUUUUGCUGUGUUUGGGUUUGCCAUGGCUCAUCAAAGCAUCGUUUCUACCGAUUUCAGAGGAUAAACAUUGGGUUGGCAUUAAUUCACACGGCUUGGAGUAUUCAGCGAUAUCUCUGCUGUCGACACUGUUAUUGCUCUACAUCGCAUUCUCACUUAAUAAGUUUAAAUUGGAUCGAAAGUUGGGCAACACUUGCUUGCUAAUGUACGCGGUUUUUCUAAUUUUAGCCACACUCAUUGAGCUUAACGUAUUCUUUAGAGUUAAUUUACCCGCCUGCAUUCAUACCAAACAAUAAAACCGAACAAUUUUUUUUUUGAAAAUUUCAAAUAAACAAUAAAUCACCAUAAUCUAUCUACUUACUGUAAGUAAAAUAAAAAUACAUUUAUAUUUGAGCAAAAUCAAUCAGAUAAUGAUGAUGAUGAUGAUGACUAAAGCUAAAGCGAAUUUCUUUGUAAAUGUUAAGUUUUACGGCAAUGUCAAAGGCAGAAGAUGCAAUACCAAAUUCAGUCAAUAUUAUUUGUUCGACGAUUACCUCUCUCUCUCUCUCUCUCCCUCUCACCCAAUAUUUUGAAAACAUAUCGAGGACAAUUCAUAGAAAUUUAUUAAGUGAAUACCAAAUAAAAUAAACUGUAAAAGACAAA